AUGGCAGCGUUGAAGGAGAUCGAGUUUGCGCAUGUGAUGGAUCUUGGCGCCGUGGGGAAGGAUGGCAGGACUGGCGGAAGACUGGAACGGCAGGUGGAGGUCUACGAGGAGAUCAUUGGCAAGAAAAGGAGGGGCUACAGAGAGAAAGUCAAAGCCCGGGAGUCUGGUGGCGGAGCAGCAGACGGAGAUGGGGACGCCGAAGACAGAGGAGAGCCGAGCAACAAGAAGAUUCGGCGGACGAGCGCCGAAGAGGAAGAUGAAGAGGAGAGGAUGCUGGAGCAGCAACUCAACGGGACAGUCAGCGACGAAGUGGCACCAGCUGCCGCCGAGAAAGCGAAGGCGAAGAGGAAAAGUCGCGACAGUCAGUCCAUUUCGGUGGUUGUGCGGAAUGGGAAGGGAAAAGGGAAACCUGAUUCAAUCACCCGAGAGGAUGGAGGGCACGGGAACCAAGCCGGAGACGAAGAUGUCGAGGAAGCAGACGACGACGAGCACGAGGAAGAUGAGGAAGGGGACGAUGAGGAUGAGGAUGAUGACCAAGACGACGAAGACGAGGACGAGGAACAGGACGAUGAGGACGACGAUGAGACCGGCGCCCAGCACGGCGAUGGCGAUGACGACGAUGAUAUUGAGAUUGACGACUCGAGACCUGCCAACGGCCGCCUCCUCCCCGACGGAAACGUCGAGAUUGGAAGCGACGACGAGAGCGAUUGA
Messenger RNA from Fonsecaea monophora, 711 nucleotides. RefSeq lists its product as hypothetical. The coding region runs from base 1 to 711 and encodes 236 amino acids. Lineage: Eukaryota; Fungi; Ascomycota; Eurotiomycetes; Chaetothyriales; Herpotrichiellaceae. The record is from RefSeq and is a predicted model, not a curated record. The transcript has a single exon.